This is a messenger RNA of Oppiella nova, 924 nucleotides long. Lineage: Eukaryota; Metazoa; Arthropoda; Arachnida; Sarcoptiformes; Oppiidae. The record is from the annotation of a GenBank genome assembly.
UAAAAAAAUUUUUACUUUAGACUAAAAUGAUGACGACUUCCAGAGAUUUGACGGGCAAAGUAGUGCUGAUCACCGGCUCGAGCGGUGGCAUCGGUGCUGUCACUGCCGUAGAGUUCGCUCGACUCGGGGCUCAAGUGGUGGUCACCGGUCGCAGAAGGGAUAGGGUGUCCGCUGUGGCCAAACAGUGCGCUGAGGCGUCGCCUACCGGUGCUAAAGCCCUGGAAGUGGUGGCUGAUGUGACCAUCGAUGACGACUGUCGCCGAUUAGUGUCGGAUACUAUAAAGGCGUUCAAAAAGUUGGACAUUUUAGUCAAUAACGCGGGUCGGGGUAUAUUCUCGAGCAUACAGGAUGAGAAUAUCCUCGAUAAGUAUGAGCUCAUUAUGAACACAAACCUCCGGUCAGUCGUAUGGUUGACUCACUUAUGUGUCGAGCAUUUGGAGAAAACUAAGGGUAAUAUCGUUAACAUGUCGAGUGUUGCGGCCUUUAAACCGUUAAUGCCAUUGCAGUCAGUGUCAAAGGCGCCGCUGGAUAUGUUCACAAAAUGCGUAGCACUCGAAUUGGCUCCCAAUGGCAUCCGGGUUAACGGGAUCAAUCCCGGUUACGUGAAGACUGAGGAGGCAGUCCGUCCGCACCCUAAUAAAGCAAAAGCUGACGAAUUAAAGGAGAGAUUUAAAAAUAUGUGCCCAUUGGGACGGGCGGGUGAGCCCAUGGAUGUGACAAAAGCCGUGUUGUAUUUGUCGUCCGAUGACGCGUCGUUUGUGACCGGACACAACUUCGUGGUCGACGGAGGCAUACAACACGUGCUGUCCACAAUAAUAGGCUGACCAGAAUAUUAUUCCGAAAAGUUGGAUUUUGUCCAUUCAUUUUCUAUAAAAUCGGGACAAAAACUAGACAGCCUUUUAAACUAAUUAUUGUAACCAAUAG